This is a messenger RNA of Colletotrichum truncatum, 165 nucleotides long. NCBI's taxonomy places the organism in Eukaryota, Fungi, Ascomycota, Sordariomycetes, Glomerellales, Glomerellaceae. The record is from RefSeq and is a predicted model, not a curated record.
AUGUGUAUGCGUAUUCAACCGCCAAUUGUUUGCCGAAGUCAAUGCCAAGCGCACGAGCCAUUUCGCCUGAAUCUAGCAGAAAGGACAGGGUCACUACGUGAAGGGAACACUCAGCCCAUACGGUACGAAUGGACCAGUCAUAACAAAUUCAUCGGGCCGGCCUAG